UUAGGACUUUUCAGCAACGGACCAAGAAAUGUCUAGCGAACCCAACAUCUUCCUCUUUGUGAGACCGAGAAUGUCUGCUGCAAAAGGCAUAGCUUGUAUAGCUUUCUCCAUAGUUGAUGGGAGCAGCAACACUGUACAGCACAUCAGCUGUCCGAGACCUUCCCCAGAUGCCUAUCAAGAAAUCUUUUCAAAACAUGAUUUUGAAGCUUUAACUCAGACUCAAGAAUAUCAACCCAGCCCAACUAAGAGUCCAGGGCCAAUGGCGAUGCUUCAGUUCAAAGUUUGGGAAUCAGGGCGAGUGGACCUUGACGAAAUACGCAGGUACUUGGUGGACUCUAUUUGCCACGCACUUUGGGAUGUGAACACAGAAUACCGACUCCUGACAGCUCCCAUCAUGCCAACUCUGGCUCCGCAGAUGCAUGGGACACCAGCUUCAGAGCCAACAACCCCGAAGAAAGAUACUCAUGGUGAAGCACUUCGCUCAGUGAGCUUGCUGGAAACAGGGGCGCAUCCAGUGGAAGAUCGCAUGAGGUCAAUCUCUAUCUCUGGAGUGCCCCCACAUGUUUGUCUCCCUCGCAUGGCAAACAGGAUGGGGAGUAAGUCACAGUGAAUGUCAUGAGAAAAG
Penaeus vannamei (Pacific white shrimp) is the source of this 625-nucleotide messenger RNA. NCBI's taxonomy places the organism in Eukaryota, Metazoa, Arthropoda, Malacostraca, Decapoda, Penaeidae. The record is from RefSeq and is a predicted model, not a curated record.